AUGCGGGGCGCAGGGGCGACGUUGCUGGCCCUUCUGGGGCUCGGCGAACUCUGUGCGCCACUGGCCGCCCUGGUCCUCGACUUCAACAACAUCAAAGGCGCUGCGGACCUGCAGAGCACGCGGAAGGGCUCGCCGUGCGCGGCGGACGAGGACUGCGGCCCGAGGAAGUUCUGCCUGGCGCCGCGCGGGGAGCCGUCCUUCUGCGCCGCCUGCCGCAGGCCGCGAAGGCCGUGCGGGCGCCGCGCCUGGUGCUGCCCGCGGGCGCGCUGCGCCAACGAUAUGUGUGCUCCCGUGGAAGACUCAAGCCCAGUGCUGGAAAGCAGGAUCGAUGAGCUAGACGACAUACACGCCACAGGACCGACUGAGCACCCAGUGGAGGAGAGCAAACCCAAGAGGAAGCCAAAUACCAAGAAAUCACAAGGCAGUAAGGGACAAGAAGGAGAAAGUUGUCUUAGAACUUCUGACUGUGGCCCUGGACUUUGCUGUGCUCGACAUUUUUGGACUAAGAUCUGUAAACCAGUCCUCUUAGAGGGGCAACUCUGCUCUAAGAGAGGUCAUAAAGACGCUGUACAAGCCCCAGAAAUCUUCCAGCGAUGUGACUGCGGUCCUGGGCUGGCCUGUCAAAGUCAAGGCAGUUGGCAGCAUGGAAGGUUAAGAAUAUGCCAAAAGAUACAGAAAGGUGCAACUAUCCCGCCAUAA
Octodon degus (degu) is the source of this 699-nucleotide messenger RNA. It is a transcript of the gene Dkk4, whose product is annotated as dickkopf WNT signaling pathway inhibitor 4. Gene Ontology annotation, molecular function: co-receptor binding; receptor antagonist activity. The record is from RefSeq and is a predicted model, not a curated record. The coding region runs from base 1 to 699 and encodes 232 amino acids. Lineage: Eukaryota; Metazoa; Chordata; Mammalia; Rodentia; Octodontidae. The transcript is spliced from 4 exons. Gene Ontology annotation, cellular component: extracellular region. Gene Ontology annotation, biological process: negative regulation of canonical Wnt signaling pathway; multicellular organism development.